UGCGCCUCAGCCCGCGCGCUCGCAGCUUCUCGCUCUCUCCGCCCGCCCUCCUGCUCCCUUGCUUGCUCGCGCUUUCCUCGCGGAUUGAAGAGACUCUGCCUACAGCUUGUGGCUGGGAAGGGAGACGGAGGCCGCAGCUCAGGGAAAGUGAAGCUGCAGUAGUGGUGGUAGGAAGAUGUCGGGCGAAGACGAGCAGCAGGAGCAAACUAUCGCCGAGGACCUGGUCGUGACCAAGUAUAAGAUGGGGGGCGACAUCGCCAACCGGGUCCUUCGAUCUUUGGUGGAAGCUUCCAGCUCAGGUGUGUCAGUACUGAGCCUGUGUGAGAAGGGUGAUGCCAUGAUUAUGGAAGAGACAGGGAAAAUCUUCAAGAAAGAAAAGGAAAUGAAGAAAGGUAUUGCCUUCCCCACCAGCAUUUCGGUAAACAACUGUGUGUGCCACUUCUCCCCUUUGAAGAGUGACCAGGACUAUGUACUCAAGGAAGGUGACUUGGUGAAAAUUGACCUUGGGGUCCAUGUGGAUGGCUUCAUUGCUAACGUGGCUCACACUUUUGUAAUUGGUGUAGCUCAGGGGACCCAGGUAACAGGUCGGAAAGCAGAUGUCAUUAAGGCAGCUCAUCUUUGUGCCGAAGCUGCCUUACGAUUGGUCAAGCCUGGAAACCAGAACACACAAGUGACAGAAGCCUGGAACAAAGUUGCUCACUCGUUUAAUUGCACACCAAUAGAAGGUAUGCUCUCACACCAGUUGAAGCAACAUGUGAUCGAUGGAGAGAAAACCAUUAUCCAGAAUCCGACAGACCAGCAGAAGAAGGACCAUGAAAAGGCUGAAUUUGAGGUACAUGAAGUUUAUGCUGUGGAUGUCCUCGUGAGCUCAGGAGAAGGCAAGGCCAAAGAUGCAGGACAGAGAACCACCAUUUACAAGCGAGACCCCUCUAAACAAUACGGCCUGAAAAUGAAAACUUCACGUGCCUUUUUCAGUGAGGUGGAGAGACGUUUUGAUGCCAUGCCCUUUACUUUAAGAGCAUUUGAAGAUGAGAAGAAGGCUCGAAUGGGUGUGGUAGAGUGUGCCAAACAUGAGUUACUACAGCCAUUUAAUGUUCUCUAUGAGAAGGAGGGUGAAUUUGUUGCCCAGUUUAAAUUUACAGUCCUCCUCAUGCCCAAUGGCCCCAUGAGGAUAACCAGUGGUCCCUUUGAACCUGAACUCUAUAAGUCUGAGAUGGAAGUCCAGGAUGCAGAGCUAAAGGCUCUUCUCCAGAGUUCUGCAAGUCGAAAAACCCAGAAAAAGAAGAAAAAGAAGGCCUCUAAGACUGCAGAAAGUGCCACCAGUGGAGAGACAUUAGAAGAGAAUGAAGCUGGGGACUGAGGUGGGUCCCUUGUCCCAGCUCGUCGCUCCUGCCUAGUCCCCACCCCCGCCCAGGCUCUGACGUGCAGUUGUCUUCUCCACCCGAGACCACCAGCAGAGCGGGGUCUUCUGCCCUCAUCCCAGCCCCCACCCACUCACCCACUCUGUCCAACGAAAAACCAGCUCCAACUGACUCUGGUCUUGGGAGGCCAGGCUUCCCGAAAGCCACUGAAGACUACUUUCAGUAGAAAAAGAAAUUGAAUAAUAAAAUCAGGAGUCAAAAUC
Molecule: messenger RNA, 1624 nt
Organism: Onychomys torridus (southern grasshopper mouse)
Lineage: Eukaryota; Metazoa; Chordata; Mammalia; Rodentia; Cricetidae
Gene: Pa2g4
Product: proliferation-associated 2G4
Exons: 13
Coding region: 176-1360 (394 amino acids)
Source: RefSeq, a predicted model, not a curated record